Molecule: messenger RNA, 1890 nt
Organism: Lodderomyces pseudojiufengensis
Lineage: Eukaryota; Fungi; Ascomycota; Pichiomycetes; Serinales; Debaryomycetaceae
Exons: 1
Coding region: 1-1890 (629 amino acids)
Molecular function (GO): protein binding
Source: RefSeq, a predicted model, not a curated record
AUGGAGAUAUUUCUCAAACUACCCAAGGAAAUAUUAUCACUAAUUUUCAGUAACAUCCAAGAUAUAUCUAUAAUCAAAAACUUAAUAUAUAUUCCAGGUUUACAACAUAUUGCUUUAGAAAGGAAAUAUCCAAAAUUUGAAAUAAAUGAUGAUCAAAAUAAGUCAAUUGAAACAUUAAAAGGGCUUUUUCAACUGUUCAAGUUCAUACCUUCGUUAAUAAUUGGGAAUGUAAAACAAAUCAAUCAACUAAUAAAUGAACCAAAUUUCAAAUCAGUCAAUUAUGAAGUCAAGAUCUUAGAAGGUACUUCAUUUACUGAUCUUUUCUCGAUUCUGAAUAAAGUUUACAUAGUAGGUUUACAUUUGGAUCAAUAUUUAGAACAUUUUGUUGGGAAUUUCAAAAACAAUGAAAUCAAAUCAUUCCUAAAUUUUAUUGAAAGUACCUUUUUACAAUCAUUGACAAUAUCUCAUUUCAACAUAUUUCCAAUUCAAUUUCCAAAAUCUUUGAAGGAAUUAACAUUAGAUAAAGGUCAUAAAAUUAAGUUGGAUAUAAGUGAUUUACAUCAUCUCGAGUCAUUUGAUUGCAAAAACCUCCGCGAUAUGAUUUCAUUCGAUGCUCUUCAGCUCCCACCACUAUCUUUGAAAAAUUUAAGAGUUUAUUCCUGUGGUUCUAGAACUUUAGGUGAUUUAUCCAAGUAUAAAAAUCUAAAAUUACUUCAUAUAUCUUGCUGUCCUGAACUUUUUGGCCUAGUUAUUACCCUGUUUCCCGAUUCAUUGGAAAAUUUGAAUAUCAUCAGCAAUUUUCAUCCUCAAAGAACAGACGAAGUAUUCGAAGAAGAACAAUUUAAUUUUUUGAACUUUUCAGACUUUGGCCUGCGGAUUCGUAUCGACGCUGACUUUAGGUUCCCUCCAAAUUUGAAGAAUUUAAGGAUUUGCGAUAUUAUGAAGACCCUAGAAAUAGGAAAUAUUCAGCUUCUGAACAAGCUCAACUGUUUGAAAUUAAAUGGAAUUGGAAGUCUUGACUUAGCCGAGGUUUUAGACGGUUUACCAAGGAAAAUGUCCGAAAUCAUCAUUACAAAUUGCUGGGUUCCAGCUGAAGGUUAUCUUCAUUUUCCUGAGCUGAAGCGGAUUAAGUUAAUCAAUAAUGACCUAUGUUAUGGUUUUUUAAAAUCAAAUUUGAAUCAAUUAAAAUCUUUGAUGGUGUUAGAUAUGUCUGACAAUUAUUGCUCAGAUUGCGGCCCUAAACAUGACCGACUUGACCCAUUGAACCUUUUAACUAAUUUGGAAGAACAUGUACGUUCUAAUUAUGUUUUCAAUUCACCCAAUUUGCAAAACUUAAUUUUGAAAAGCUCAAAGCCAAUGGAUUAUGAAUACAUUUCGUCUUUUCAAGUAUCAUUUAAAUGUGAAAAUUUGACCAAUUUGAAAAUGAUAAAUUUAGAGGUCAAAUCAUUGGAUCUUAAUAAACUUCACAAUGCAUCAAAGGAAUUGAUAAUCAACACUUUAAAAUUAGAAACCAUUCAAGGAAAUUUUUCUAGGUUUAGUAAUUUAAAGAAAUUGGAUUUAGAAAAUAAUCAAGUAACUUUCUCAAUGUUGAGUUCUCAAAACUUCCCAUCAGGUUUAACACAUUUGAAUUUAUCAAAUAAUAAAAUUGAAGAUUUAAGUUGUUUAGUUUUAGAUAAUUGUAUUCAUUUAAAAGAUUUAAAAUUGAAAAAAGUAACACCAGAACGCACACCAGAAGGUGCAAUUCAAUUAAUUAAUUCAUUGUUUUAUGUUGAUCCCCAUAUUGAUGCAAUUUUAACAAAUUAUGAGACCGAAGUGAUUUUUGAGAUUAUUAAUGGAGUUGAAAUACAUUCGUUUUUGAAGUCUAAUUAUAAAAAAAGGAGAAUUUGUUAA